Mandrillus leucophaeus (drill) is the source of this 3379-nucleotide messenger RNA. It is a transcript of the gene RAB5B, whose product is annotated as RAB5B, member RAS oncogene family. The coding region runs from base 234 to 881 and encodes 215 amino acids. Gene Ontology annotation, molecular function: GTPase activity; GTP binding. NCBI's taxonomy places the organism in Eukaryota, Metazoa, Chordata, Mammalia, Primates, Cercopithecidae. The transcript is spliced from 6 exons. The record is from RefSeq and is a predicted model, not a curated record.
GAUGGUAGGCGGGUAAUCGAGCUAUUGGCUGGAGCCCCCGCCCCAGGGCGAGGAGGAGAAGGAGGGGCAGGAGGGUUUGGUUGAGCUGCAGCUGUUUGUCUGUUCGACACAGGCUUGGGGCCGACGGGGGAGACGGAGCCCCAGGAGUGUUGAAGCCUGGAAAUCCCCUCCCCUUCCCCCCCCCUUUACAGCAUUCCCCUCCCUCCACCCUUUCCCACUCUGAUAAUCUGGCCAUGACUAGCAGAAGCACAGCUAGGCCCAAUGGGCAACCCCAGGCCAGCAAAAUUUGCCAGUUCAAAUUGGUGCUGCUGGGAGAAUCUGCAGUGGGAAAGUCAAGCCUGGUGUUACGUUUUGUCAAAGGGCAGUUCCAUGAGUACCAGGAGAGCACCAUUGGAGCGGCCUUCCUUACCCAGUCCGUUUGUCUAGAUGACACAACAGUCAAGUUUGAGAUCUGGGACACAGCUGGGCAGGAGCGAUAUCACAGCUUAGCCCCUAUGUACUACAGGGGUGCCCAAGCUGCAAUCGUGGUUUACGACAUUACUAAUCAGGAAACCUUUGCCCGAGCAAAGACAUGGGUGAAGGAACUACAGCGACAGGCCAGUCCUAGCAUCGUUAUUGCCCUGGCAGGGAACAAAGCUGACCUGGCCAACAAGCGUAUGGUGGAGUAUGAAGAGGCCCAGGCAUAUGCAGAUGACAACAGCUUAUUGUUCAUGGAGACUUCAGCCAAGACGGCUAUGAACGUGAAUGAUCUCUUCCUGGCAAUAGCUAAGAAGUUGCCAAAGAGUGAACCCCAGAAUCUGGGAGGUACAGCAUGCCGAAGCCGGGGUGUGGAUCUCCAUGAACAGUCCCAGCAGAACAAGAGCCAGUGUUGUAGCAACUGAGGGGGUGGCUAGCAGCAAACAAGUAUGGAGCUAGCACGAGAGCUAAGAAAUAACCUCCAUCCCUACCCCUCAGCACACAGCCCCUACGGUAACAGCACACUGAGCCCUGGCUCCCAAGGGCUGCCUCCUGACAGCUCCGUCAUGGCACUUUUUAACGCUUCAGCAACCAACACCAGGCAGCUGUUGCCACUGGCCUCCUACCCCCUACUCUGGGGCUUGGGGGUCAACUCCCCCCAGGACUUACCUUCCAAAACAAACUUUCUUCACUUUGUAUUAUAGGUACAAGACAGCGACUUACUUAUCUUUUCUCCUCCUCCUUAGUGUUCCUCCCCAUUUUUUCAGAAAACACUUCUGACUCCUGUCCCUUCCCCUUCUGCUUUUGGUCAAUCCCUGUUCUUGAUCCUCUUUUCUCCUCUCCCCAGGAUGCAGAAAGUGGUGAACCCAGGAGCUGAGGAAGGAGGUUUCCAGUUCAUUUACAUUAAGGGCCCUGGGGGAGAAUAAAGCUCAGAGCAGGAGGGAGUAAGGAAACAUUUCCUUUUUGUUUUUAUUUGGUUGGAGUUUUUCAUAUUUGAAAACAUUGUGGUAUCCAUGAGUUGGCCUUGUGGAGGGUGUUCCUAGGCAGAGGUGAGAAUGAGGAGGCAAGCUCUCAGGCACCAGGCAGGAGGUGCCUUGUAAGCAAACUGGGCGGAGGUGGAGGUUCAGUGUCAUCUGUGGCUCUGUAACUCUUCAAAGGCCAAGUUUCCCCUCACGCAGCCUCUUAGGUAGUGUUUCCCCUAUCAUGGGGAUUGGACCCCAGAGUCCUCCAAAGAAUCUUCACUGGUUGCCUGCAUCUUUGGCUCUGCUGUGAUCUGAUUGGAGGAGGGACAGUUUCUGGUACCCAUCCUCUGAUUUAUACAUAUGCAUUUUUUUCCCUCUGGCCUUUAGAUGGCCUCAGCCCCAGCCGCCAUAUGCCCCUGCAGUUUGCACUUUAAUUGAUGGUAGUUCAGUUGGGGUACUUAUUUUAUGGAAGUUUUGAUUGAUUUACUUCCCCUCCCACCUUCUUAAUUCAAUGAAAUCUGAGGUUAAUACGAGGUUUGAGGAGAGGUUAUAGAUAAAAGUACCAGUGGCAGCUACUCAAGUCCUAUCUCCACUGUUAGCUUCCUCCAACUCUAAUUCUUAACCUAUAUUCUUGCCAACCUAGCUAUUGAGUAUAGGUUUGCCUUUCCUGGAGAAUUAACUGAGCAACUGGGGAGAGUGUCAGGAUAGCACAGGCCAAGGUAGGGAAAUAAAAAUGAGGUCAGGCAAAAGGGAGGAGUUUUCUCUCCUUUCCCAGGUUUCACACUCAAUUUGAUAUCCAUUACCAUGUCUUUUCUACUUCCUUGUAAAUAGGUAUGAUCUUUAUUCCCACUGUACAGUCUGUUCUAUCCUCUGCCUCCCAUCAGGCCCUGUUUCUUUUCCCUUUUGUUAAUAUCUUGAAUUUAGUCCCUCCAUCUUUAAUCUCCCCAUCCCUCCCCACCAUGCAACCAGUGGUUUAAUCCAUGUACCACUAGGGGCUAGUACCACAGAGGCCUCCUGUGGUGCCCUCAUAUCAUACCACCUGUUCCUGUGGACAGGGAAUGACCAGCACUGAAGGUACCUUACAACUGGCUCAUAUUAUCAGAGGACCUUGGUCCUUUCUGAAUCUCUAGUCUCUCUUCAUAUCCCUUAUCAGGUGUUUUAAGAUGUCUCUGAGAAGCCAUCAAGGCAAAAGAGAACUUUAAGUUCCUUGUUCCAGCCUAGAGUUUUGGGAAAGAAAGAAAGAGAAAGGAAAGGUCACAGUGACCUAGGAUUGGAACCUUUUUGCUGUUCUGGCUUGCAGACUACCUUCUAUCCCACAACAGCUGAGAAAUCUAUGAAGCUGAGAUUCUGAAGGACCCAGCUUAGUUUCUUCCACUUAGGCCUCAAUUCCCUUCCUUUUCCAGGGGCAGCCUUAGUUCCCAUGGCCCUGAAACACACACAUUUCCCCCUUCCUUUCCCAGAAGCCACUGACCCCCCCAAAGCACCCAGUGCAUCUAUUUUACAAGUGGAAGAACUAGGAUGGCUUUCUAAAGUCUCCUAGAAAUGAAGUUCUUUCUCUGUGCAGCUUUCCCCCAUGGAGCAGAGUGAAGAUGUUUCAUUGUCUUGGGGCUGGGAAACCACUUCCCCAGGCUUCUCCCUCCCCCACCCCCAUAGGAAAAGGAUUUGGCCUUAGCUUCUGGGCCUAUCGGCUGCCUUCCCUCUACUUCCUACCACCUCUUCUGCCUUCCUUUGAGCUCUGUUGGGCUUGGGGAUCUUAGUUUAUUUUUUUGUAUUAUUUCCCAGCUCAUUUUUUUCUUCUGGUCAGUUUUUUUAAGGGGGGGUGUUUUGGUUUUUUGUUUUUGUUUCGCUUCUAAGAAAGCAUUUGCCUUUCUUCCUCUCCCAACAUAACAAUCGUGGUAACAGAAUGCGACUGCUGAUUUACCGAUGUAUUUAAUGUAAGUAAAAAAAGGAAAAAAAGAAAA